UGAGCUAGACACCAGGAUGAAGAGCGGAUUCUCUCCAGAAAGACAUAGGGAUGGUUGGCUUCUCCAUACCAGACUGUAAGUGCCGUGCACCUGGGACUUUUGUCUGCGUCGUCUGUAAGAUACUCAUCUUUAUGGUCUCCUAGAACCCUGCCAGGCCUGUAGGAGGGAUCAUAAAUGUUGCAUCAACAAGGGACCGCUCAGUAAUACUGCAGGACACACUCAGAAGGAAGCAGUCAGAGUCUCCCCUGCAAGGAGCUAGCCGAGGCUUGGAGCCUUCCUUCCAAGGCAGCGUGCUGAGGGUGACCAGCUCCCUGGGGCUCAGGACAUGCUUCGCUCCCAGGAGGUGGCCUGGACCACGUGGCGGAGGUGCCCAGGAAGUAAGCGGAAGGGCUCCAGACAGCUGCUGCCGGGCAGGGUCGAAAGGGAAAAUGUGCAGAAGAGGACCUUCACGCGUUGGGUAAACCUGCAUCUAGAGAAGUGCAACCCACCUCUAGAAGUUAAAGAUUUAUUCGUUGAUAUACAAGAUGGCAAAAUCCUAAUGGCUUUGUUAGAAGUCCUGUCUGGGCGAAAUCUGCUGCAGGAGUACAAAGCCUCAUCCCACCGCAUUUUCCGGUUGAACAACAUAGCGAAAGCGCUUAAGUUUUUGGAAGAUAGCAACGUUAAACUGGUUAGCAUCGACGCAGCAGAAAUAGCAGACGGCAACCCCUCUCUGGUUCUUGGGCUGAUAUGGAACAUAAUCCUCUUUUUCCAGAUUAAGGAGCUCACGGGCAAUCUCAGCAGAAACUCUCCAUCUUCCAGCCUGUCGCCUGGCUCGGGGGGCACAGACUCCGACUCUUCCUUCCCACCCACGCCCACCGCAGAGAGGAGCCUAGCGGUAGCAGUGAAGGAUCAGAGGAAGGCCAUCAGGACCCUGCUGGCAUGGGUGCAGAGGAAGACAAGGAAGUAUGGCGUGGCGGUGCAGGACUUUGCCGGCAGCUGGAGAAGCGGGAUGGCCUUCCUGGCAGUGAUCAAGGCCAUCGACCCCAGCCUGGUGGACAUGAAGCAGGCCCUGGAAGACUCCAUGCGGGAGAACCUGGAGAAGGCUUUCAGCAUCGCACAUGAGGCCCUCCACAUCCCCAGGCUCCUGGAGCCAGAAGACAUCAUGGUUGACACGCCAGACGAGCAGUCUAUCGUGACUUACGUGGCACAGUUUCUGGAACAUUUCCCGGAGCUGGAGGCCGAAGAUUUCAUGGAUUCAGAUAAAGAAGCCCCUAUCGAAUCCACCUUUGUCCGCAUCAAAGAAACUCCCUCUGAACAGGAGAGCACAGUGCUCCUUCUGACUGAAAACGGGGAGCGAGCCUACACUGUUAACCAUGAAGCCAGCCAACCACCACCCUCCAAAGUCUUUGUCUGUGACAAGCCCGAGAGCGAGAAAGAAUGCUUCCUCAGUGGUGUGUCCAGCCAUGCACUGUCAGACAGCUCCCCCGAGUUCACGCCCCAGAUCAUCGACCAGGCCCUCCAAGGGGUCCCAGGUAAGGCCAGCAGCACCAAUGACCCACCUCCAGAAUCUUCCAUUUUAUCAUCCAGAAAGGACAGCCGGAGGUCCAACUCUUUACCCAUCAAGAAAACUGUGCACUUCGAGGCUGACACCUACAAGGAUGCUUCCUGCAGUAAGGACCCUUUCUACAGUCAAGACCUUCGCUUUGAAGGGAGCCCAAGAGGGACAAAGGAUUCAUUGCCAAAGCAGGAUGGGUACAUCCUGGCAGUUGAGACUGCUGAGGAAAAGCCAAAACAGGAGGUUCCAAAAGGUUCGGAAGCAGCCUCUGAUGAGUCCCCAGGUGACAUCUCUUUGGUGGACGGUAAGAUCAAUCAUUUGCAGACUGCCCAGAGUUCUCCCUCCUGGAACGGGGAGCCAGAGGGUGCGGCCAGCCCCAGGGAGGAGAGUUGUCCGCUUUCACCCUUUGGGGACAACACUGUUAUGGCUGAUUCCUUGGAGAUCAAGGUCAAGCUGCUGACCGUAGAAGCUAUGAGUAACGAAGACUAUUAUGAAGAUGUUCCUUUAAAAGCCUCUACGUUUAACAACGACCUCAUAGAUUUUGCCUCAACCAGCCAGGCUUUCAAGGAGGUUCCUUGGCCUCAUGAGAAAAAACCAGCAGAGGAUGAGGUUUUGGAGAAUCAGUCUGAGAAACUGGGGAAGAGGAGAAGUAAGUCUGCGCACCAGAGGAAAGGUUCGGAUGAGUCCCCGGAGAGGCCCAGUAAGCUUGAACCUCACAAGGACCCCAGGCAAGAAGACCAAAGCCAUUCUCUGGCCCCAGGAGAGGCGCCUGCUGAUAAGAAGCCGGAGGUGUACGAGAAGCCCAAGCGGAAGUCCACACGCCGCCAUCUGGACGAGGACGAAGGGGAGGUUGUGGGGCUGCAGGGGCCGGAAGGGGAGGCGCCCUCUGAGCCGCCGAGCAGCAGCGUCAGCCUGGAGACCCUGCACAGUCGCAGCGAGGUGGGCCUGGACUUCAAGCCCUCCCCGCCGCUGUCCAAGGUCUCCGUCAUCCCCCACGAGCUAUUCUACUACCCGCACUAUGAGGUGCCCCUGGCUGCGGUUCUGGAGGCUUAUGCAGAGGGCGCGGAGGACUUGAAAAACGAAGACCUGGAUCUUGAGGAGCCGGAUGGCUAUCUGUGUGAUGUGGCGGCCAGGGACGAGGCCGAGGAGGCCGAGGAGGUCGAGGAGACCGAGGAGGCCGAGGAGGCCGAGGAGGCCGAGGUGUCUCAGAGCAGCUGCAGCUUCUCAGGGCUGGGCGAGGAUGUCCCCGAGGCCAGUUUCCCCGCAGUGCCAUGUCCCACUGGGGGUGUGGAAAACACCAGACUGACCUCAGAACCUGCCGACCUGUCCCCACCAGAUGACCACCAGCAAGGGGAGGCCGAAGACAGUUCCCAUGUGGAGAACCAGCAGAAGAGUGAGCAUUUGAAUCAUCAGACUCUGGAGAGCAUCCUGGGAGGGCUUGAGGUGCAGGAAACAAAGUCCCAGGAAUUCGGAAACCAGGGAAACUUAGCGAACUCUUUAGAAGAAAACGUAAUGGGAGAAACGAUCAGCAGUAAAAAAAAGGAGAAAAGGAAGCAUGUGGACCACGUAGAAAGUUCCAUAUUUAUAGCACCCGGCAGCGUCCGAUCCUCAGAGGACCUAGAAGAAGACCCUGGCGACCACAAAGUCCUCUCCAGGACUAGUCACAGUGACUCCAGCAUUUACAUUCGACGACAUACUAACAGGUCUUUGGAAUCGGAUCAUGUUAGCUAUGUUCAGUUGAGGAACGCAGCAGAUCUGGAUGACAGAAGAAACCGAACGUUAACCAGGUACAAUACUCAGAAGCUCACUGAGCUGAUUUUACAGUUUUAUGGCAUCAGAGCAGACAUGAAGAGGGAGUACAAACAUGCCAGGAUGUCUAUGAAAGUAUUUCUUGCUGUUCGAGAACUAGAUGACCUAGUCAGAUCUUGCUGAAUCUCAGCCCAUGUAGAACACAGGAGCCCAGAGAAAUCCCCCAAACUCGGGCAAUCCAGAGAUUCCCCUAUCCGUGUUAAAGUUACCGAAUCAUUUAAUUGUCUCGAUUUUUUUUUUUUUUAAUAUUUGCCACGGAUUUUGGUUGGCUUGGAAGGACUUAGAUUAUUGGAGUGGAAAAGCCUCUCUGAAUAUCGCCCAACACCCAUGAGUGUGACCCUUAGAAGCCUGUCUCUCUGGCCAGAGGCAAGACCUGUUUCCCUCCUCUGCCGUAAAAUGGAAAUAUUAAUUCAUGUUGUCCGCCGGGCAUGACAGACUCCUUAGGAAAGUAGUGCUUUUCUCUUUCAGGAGAUAGAGACUUUGACAAUUUAAACUAGAAGAUGAAGAAAUGCAGUCAUGCUUUCCCAAUGUUUUGGAGCAUUUAUUACCUUUGUAAUAAAUAGAGUUUAAAUCUUUUUUUAAGUUUUAAGAAAGAAAAAUUCUGUCCGUUGUCAUAUGUGAAUGAGUCCCUAGACCAAAAGGCCAUGGUUUAACCCCUUGUUGGCCUCGACUCUGCAUCAGGACACGGAUCAGGGAAGAGGUGGUUUUCCCUCCUCAUAAUCGCCACUGCCCGCCCCAGAUGACCCUAAGAAGCUCACACUUGAGUUUUCCAUAAAUGCAGGUCUAAGCAGAAGCCCCCAACCCCCUUCCGGUCAGAUGAUGCCCCCAGCCCUUUCCUUGGCCGGAACUGGGAGCUGUGGUUGGUCACCACCUCACCCUCGUAGGUUUUAUCCACCGAGCCAAAGUGAAACAUCACAUUGGGACACCCUCUGUAACACAAAAGAAGAAAGACUAGUCAGACCAAAGUCAAGUCUAGUCAUUAUCUUCAAGGUUCUGUUCCAAAGCCAAAAUCCAAAGCCGGGCGGUG
This is a messenger RNA of Mustela lutreola (European mink), 4370 nucleotides long. RefSeq names its product calmin (gene CLMN). Gene Ontology annotation, biological process: nuclear migration. Bases 326 to 3466 code for a protein of 1046 amino acids. Lineage: Eukaryota; Metazoa; Chordata; Mammalia; Carnivora; Mustelidae. Gene Ontology annotation, cellular component: meiotic nuclear membrane microtubule tethering complex; nuclear outer membrane; cytoplasm. The record is from RefSeq and is a predicted model, not a curated record. Gene Ontology annotation, molecular function: actin filament binding. The transcript is spliced from 16 exons.